AUUUGAGUUUUGUUUGAAUGGCCACGGGCGGAGUGGACAGGGAGUCGCAUUGUUUUUAAGUUUUAGCGAUGUAGAAAUGGCAGCUAACCAAAGCGCGUCGGGGUCGUCGGAUUCCGAAUCACCGUCCCUGUUCGACUCAUCGUCUCAACCAGCGCCCAACAGUCGCAGCUUUAACAGGAGUGUGAGAGUAGCGGAGAAAGAAAGAAGGAAGAACGAGGCGGAGGACCCGUUCGUUCUGGCCCUCAAGUUCUUCUCUGACGUGGAAGCAGGAACUCCAGCUUUUGGGAAUGAUAACUUGGAGAGGAACCUGGUGCUGGUGGAGAGGGUGGCCUACAGUAAAGGACUUUCCCCAGAAGCCAUCUCUGUUAUGCUGGAGUUUGCCAUGAGCCUCCGUAUGGGGACUAGUCCAUGUGUGCGGGUGCUGAAGUGUCUGGUUCCUGCCUCUGUGGUGCCACAGGAGGCUGUUGUCAGAGCGAUGGUUUGGCUGGGUGUCUGCAAAAUACCCGCCAGCACUCAAGUUCUUUUUAUAAAGUGGGUGUUGACCAUAUUUGACAUGAUUGAUGCAAAGGACCAGCUGCGGGCCAUCUAUGGGUUCAUCUUCAGCUUUGUCACGGAGGAAUAUCUGUGUCCUUUCGUCUGCCACCUGCUGUACCUUUUGACCAGAAAGGAAAGUGUACGACACUUCAGAGUACAGAAGCUGCUGGAGCUGCAGUCUAAGCUGGGAAGGCAGCCGUUCCUCUUGCACCUUCUGUCACUUUACAAAGUGUUUUGUCCUGAAUAUGUGACUCUCUCCAUUCCAUCACGAAUGAAGAGUGGAUUUAGGAACCACAAUUCUCCCUGGAAGUCGGCGUUGAUUGCUGUCCAGAGGAGGAAUGGCUCCCAGAUUGCCUCCAGCGCCAGUCUGCCUUCCACAAUUAAAGAUAAGACCAGCUCGCGGAAAAGGAAACACUAUCACCUGGAGUUGCCAGUUUUGUGCUCGCAAGUGAAUAAACAGGCUCAGACGGAGCCGUCGUUAGGCAGAAAGUUGGUCCCUCUGGUGCAGCUCAGCUCCUUUACACAACUCCUUGACCACAUGCACCGUAUAGAGCUGCCUGCUCAGAUGGGCUCACUGCUGGGUUCCAGUCUGGCACUACAGUACCUGGACUGCGUACAGGAUGAGUUUGCUCUCCUACGCCUUAACUUCUGGCUAGGCUACGCCCUCCACGAAGAAUUCCUGUUCUGUGGCGAUGGAAGAGCUUCGAAUUCCGAAGAAGCGCUCCAGUUUUUGGACAAGUUGCUGUCCACACAGCACUUUCUCCAGGAAUCAUUUUCCAGCACAGAAGUGUUCCUGUACAAGUUCCUCAGCGUUUGGGAUGGCUCCCUCCUCCGCCCACAGAUCCUCAGCCUGCUGAGCAACAUUCCUGUUGUCCCCAGCUCCCAAAUCGGGCGGCUCCUGUUUGAGCCCCUCAUGCAGCUCUUCUUCACAUCCUCGCUGUUUUUCAAGUGUGGACUGAUCGAGUGCCUCAACAGUAUGCUCCUGAAGUGGCUGGUCUGGCAUUCAGUGUACGCUCUGGAGGAUGACCUCGACAUCAGCCUCAACAGCCACACCUCUGUAAACAUGACCCUGUCUGGGUUCAAGGAUUCGGUGAUGGAGCUGGUUCACUUCGUGGGUCGCCUCGCCUCUGUGGGCCUUCAGCUGGAAGGCGGCCACUCCCUUCUCCUCAGCUUCAUCCUGGACUUCUAUGAGACGGUGUGUGAUACAUUUUUGAAGUACGGGCUCCCCCUCAUCGUGAUGUUCCCACCUGGCGUUUUUUUCCCAGCCCUGCUCUCCCCUGACCCUGUUAGCGUGGAUCGACUGGCCUACAUCAUGUACAGGUACAAAGUGAACUUGACGUCAGCUAAGAAUCAAGAAAAAGGCACAGAGCAGGCCUUUCACAUCAACCGGCAGACGUUUCGCGAGUUCAACCACUACCUGGUCGUCAUGGUCAGCUGCCUGUGGAACUCCAGAAUGUUUCAUUCGGGCAUGGGGGUAGAACUGGGAGAGGAGCUGCUCCUCAAGAGCAACGUGCCACAAUACUCAAAGAGUUUUGACCUGGUCCACCACCCUGCUUUCCUGAGCUAUGCCGUCGACUUUCACCACAAGUGUUGGCCUGAGAGAAAGGACUUGGACCUCGAUUCCAUAAAGCAAUCCAAGCCAUGGAGCUGGUACCUGGAGUACCUGCACAACCAAGGAUAUGACGGCCUUAAACAGAUUGUUCCGGCCCCGUAGCCCCGAGGAGACGACGUGGACGACAUCCAACUUCUCCAAGGAACCAAACAGGCUUUUUUCUUUUUUAGCCUUCAUUGCUCAUUAAAACCUACAUGAAUUAACUUAUUUUUAAUAGUUCUAUUUCAACAACACUGUUGAAUGGAAUUUUGGGAUAUCGAUAUUUUGAGAGGCUGCUUUGUAUAAAGCCUGAUUUUUUUUUUUUUUUUUGCUUGCUGAACCGGUUCCAUCAUCCCGUGCACUUGGCUAAAACUACAGCCAACACUGUUGAUGCCAUUUGCAAGUUAGUAAAUCAAAGCUGGGCAGCAGCACAUGACGUUAUAUUGCUGAAAGGACUUCACAGUAUAGUAGUAGUGUCUUCAGUCAUGCCACACUUUAAGAUCCAGUGUGUAACAUUUAGUGGGGGUGAAUGUAGUAUCAUAAGUUUCUAAUCGUAUUUGUAGCCUGAAUAAAUUCUCCUAACUUUUUGCUAUUUCUCUGUUCUAUUGGCCUGAAUGGUCAAACCAUUCUUUUUAAAAAGCUUUACUUAUCAAACCAAGUAGAACGCCAUCAUUUGUGAUAUGCGAAGGUCACCGUCGUUUCCCCAUGACACCCAUGGGAGAGGGCUAGGUUAGUGGAAGAGUCCUGCAGUCUGCAGUCUCACCAUUAGAUGUCACUAAUUCUUACACACUGGAUCUAUUUAAAGUGCUGCCAAGUGCCACAACAGCUCAUCAUAAUAUCCUAAAAAUCACACAUAGGACACACAAGAAAGUCAUAUUUACACUUACACUGCUAAAUUCAUUUAUUUAUUAUUUUUGUGGAUGAGGGCUGUAAUUUGACUGGCAUGUUUUUGCAGCAAACCCCCCCCCCCCACUCUGGUUCUCUCAGCUGUGAAUGAGUGCUGUGUCUCUAUGUGGAAACUGCCGCUCCGCCUCUGGUGCAGCCACAUCGAUCAACGGUAGACGCUGAAAACUUUCCCCAUUACUCAACGAAGACUUCACACGCGGGCGGCCGACGCACUAAUUGUUCAUCAGUCUGAUUAUUUUUCUCUUUUUUUAAAAAUUGCAAAUUAAUUCACGGAGGUGGAGGUUGAUGUCAGAGGACAGACAUUGCACUCUAUUACUGCAUCGCCUUGGCAGCGGGCCCAGUUUGUUCAGAGGAAACGGAGGACAGGCGAUGGGCAGGAUGACAGUCUGUACACACAGCAGAGCUAAACGCUCGUCUCGGUGGAGAGGGGGAAAAAAACAACAACCACUUGCAUCUUCCGCAUUUUUUAAAAGACUUGUACAUAUUUUAUCUCGCCCCUCUCUUCCAUGGGAGCUACUGCAAGUGAUCUUAGUGUGUUUUUAUGUACAUAGUUUUAUCUGUUUUGUACAUUUAUAAUGCUUUCUUAUAUGUAUUCUGUUUAAUUCAGCAGUACUGCCCUAGUCAGUGGUCGGUUCAAAACAGUACGUUUUACAGAGAACAUGUGUCUAAUGCAAAAAAAAAAUAUUUUUUUGCAAUAGAUUCAUGUUUUUUUGUUAAAUAUGAACACACUGACCAUGAACCUGUUACUCUCCUCGUAAUUUUUUUUUUUUUUUAGCUUACAGUUUGUUUUGUUAGAUUCUUGCCAUCUGCAAAACCUCACCCGCGCUCAUCGCUGAAAAUAAACCAGUGUAAGGCUUUUACUGUAGGAGCAAUUAAACUCAAUCUGUUGUCUCUUAUUGA
Messenger RNA from Solea senegalensis (Senegalese sole), 3931 nucleotides. Its product is annotated as centromere protein I-like. The record is from RefSeq and is a predicted model, not a curated record. NCBI's taxonomy places the organism in Eukaryota, Metazoa, Chordata, Actinopteri, Pleuronectiformes, Soleidae. The transcript has 20 exons. Gene Ontology annotation, cellular component: kinetochore. Bases 77 to 2248 code for a protein of 723 amino acids.